GCCGACUCCGGAGCGCAGGCGGGCGGCCGGGCGGGCGGCUCGGCGCGGGCCGGCGGGAAGCGUAUUCUGCUCACGGGACGCCGGGCCAGGCCGGCUACGCCGGGCGGCAUUAGUGGGAAGCCGCCUAAGGACCCGCCCGGCGCCGCCCGUCGAGGGGCGGGCGGCGGCAGACCUACCGGGCCGUCGAAGGGCUUAGGAGGCCGGUGGGCAGGGCCGAGCCGGGCCGCGCGGCGCAGCCAUGCCAGGCUUUACGUGCUGCGUGCCGGGCUGCUACAACAACUCGCACCGGGAUAAGGCGCUGCACUUCUACACGUUUCCCAAGGACGCUGAACUGCGGCGCCUCUGGCUCAAGAACGUGUCCCGCGCUGGCGUCAGUGGGUGCUUCUCCACCUUCCAGCCCACCACCGGCCAUCGUCUCUGCAGCGUCCACUUCCAGGGGGGCCGCAAGACCUACACGGUGCGUGUCCCCACCAUCUUCCCGCUGCGUGGCGUCAACGAGCGCAAAGUAGCACGCAGACCUGCCGGAGCUGCAGCCGCCCGCCGCAGGCAGCAGCAGCAGCAGCAGCAACAACAACAACAACAGCAACAGCAGCAGCAACAACAGCAGCAGCCACCGCCGCAGCAGCAGUCGUCGCCAUCAGCCUCCACUGCCCAGGCCUCCCAGCUGCAGCCGAACCUGGUGUCUACCUCUGCUGCUGUGCUCCUCACCCUUCAGGCCGCUGUAGACAGCAGCCAGGCCCCAGGGUCCGUGCCCCCAGCGCCCACCACUCCCACUGGCGAAGACGUGAAACCCAUCGACCUGACCGUGCAAGUGGAGUUCGCCGCCGCCGAGGGCGCAGCCGCCGCAGCCGCCGCGUCGGAGCUAGAAGCUGCUACAGCAGGGUUGGAGGCCGCAGAGUGCCCAAUGGGUCCCCAGUUGGUGGUGGUGGGGGAAGAGGGCUUCCCUGAUACUGGUUCCGACCACUCAUACUCGUUGUCGUCAGGCACCACGGAGGAGGAGCUCCUGCGCAAGUUAAACGAGCAGCGGGACAUCCUGGCGCUGAUGGAGGUGAAGAUGAAGGAGAUGAAAGGCAGCAUCCGCCACCUGCGUCUUACUGAGGCCAAGCUACGAGAAGAACUCCGCGAGAAGGAUCGGCUGCUGGCCAUGGCUGUCAUCCGAAAGAAGCACGGAAUGUGAACGGGGCUCCCACUUUGGCUUGCUGGACCCCGGACCUAGAGGGACCUUAGGCCAUGGCUGUUGAACUACCCUAUAUUCCUGGGACACUGGUUGACAGUACUGAAGCUUAGGGCAGCUGGACUCUUUUGCUGGUGACUAACACCCUCUCUUGUUUUCUCCUGAAGCAAGGUCCUGAAGUCUGGGACCUCAGACUCUGCACAGGUGACACCAGCAUCUAUGACUUUGUCCCCCCACUCUUCACCUAACUCCCAGUUUAUGUUGCAGGUUCUGGUUAAGUAGAGGCUUCAGAACCACUGAACUUGAAACUUAACCCCUCAGAAUGCAGGUCAGCUGCCCAAGGACUAUGGGUUUGGGAAGACAACACCUUGCUUGAGGUUGGCCAGCGUUGAAACAGCUCUUCCGUGUGUAGUGAUAAGAGAUCCAAGUAACAUCAGUUCUCCUUUUCCUGCUUUUCCUUCCCAGGUGCAGCCUGUGAUUCUGAUGGGAAUUGGCAGAUCUGUGCCUCUGCCUAGAACCUCCCUCCUCAGGAGGCCAUCUACAAGGGGAUCUAGGUGACCUGCUAUUGAAGAUCCAGCUUGCCAGGGACUUAGGUUUAUCCUGUUAUGUUUGCUACUGGUUACAAAUUCUAUUUUCUGUACAAUUAGUCAGACUAAAGUUUUCACUGUGUUUGUUUGGCAAAACGAAUUAAACAAAGUAAGGUUUUAA
Molecule: messenger RNA, 1882 nt
Organism: Suricata suricatta (meerkat)
Lineage: Eukaryota; Metazoa; Chordata; Mammalia; Carnivora; Herpestidae
Gene: THAP11
Product: THAP domain containing 11
Exons: 1
Coding region: 239-1177 (312 amino acids)
Biological process (GO): regulation of transcription by RNA polymerase II
Cellular component (GO): nucleoplasm
Molecular function (GO): RNA polymerase II cis-regulatory region sequence-specific DNA binding
Source: RefSeq, a predicted model, not a curated record